Molecule: messenger RNA, 1014 nt
Organism: Anisakis simplex (herring worm)
Lineage: Eukaryota; Metazoa; Nematoda; Chromadorea; Rhabditida; Anisakidae
Source: the annotation of a GenBank genome assembly
AUGGCACAGGGAACGCCGCGUAAGUUCAGUGAGAAGAUAGCGAUAAUGGAACGUAAACAGAAUGAAGAUCAUGAAGCAUUUACAUCAGUUAUGCGUGAUGUUCGUGCUAUUACGAGUACUUCGGCAGCUGCGUCACCAAUUUGCUCGUCUCCUGGAGCACUUGCGCCACCGCUGCAUUGGAAUCGACCAGGUGGUUCACUACCGAACGUCCACGAAAUGGUGCAACAGCCUGUCCAAAAUUGGCCAUUUUGGCCGUCGCAAUCUGUACCUCAUCCCAGUCGGGGUCGUUCGCCUGGUGCUCAUUAUCAUCCGUAUAAGCAGACAAAACCACAGGAACGAGUACCGCCACUCGAUUAUCACCAUGUACCUUAUCCACCUGGCAGUCACCUACAACCUCCUGAUGCGAUGUGGUCAAAAGCUCGUAGUGAUCCAGCGAUUCAUAUGAAUGUUUACCAACAGCAGCAGCAGCAACAACAACAACAACAGUCAUCCCAGAAUUUUGCUAUGCAAGAAUUAAGAGCCCAGCAAGCUUCCAACUUCCAACAACAAACUUCCUUCCAACCAACUCAGCUUUUCAUAAAUGCCCAACAAAGGCCAAAUCGUGACGAUUGUAUCGUUGGUUCGUUACCGAAUAUUCCAGCUCCAGGUACAGCCGCAGCUGUGCAACAGCAACAAGCACCUUGUGUAUAUCCUCACCAACCAGUUGGACAAAGACAUAGUAUGGGAGUUUGUCAUACACUUGCUACGCCACCGUCUAUGUCCGAAACGCAAUCUGCACCAACAAGUCCCGCACAGAGUGCUGAAAUGCCUGCACCUCCGUCAUGGCCUCUGAGGAAUUAUUCGAAUAGUCCGGAAUCACUCGAAAUACCGAACAUUGUGCUAACUGGCACUGAUGGGCAGUUAGAUUGCUUUCAGGAUUUACAGGACCUGCAUUUGGACGCCACCGAAUUGCAACAGUUAUUGAACAGUGGCGAGCACGUAGAUCCAGCUUGCGAAACGCAGCUUCUUGAUUGA